This is a messenger RNA of Sphaerulina musiva SO2202, 3221 nucleotides long. Its product is annotated as MFS general substrate transporter. Gene Ontology annotation, biological process: transmembrane transport. The transcript has a single exon. Lineage: Eukaryota; Fungi; Ascomycota; Dothideomycetes; Mycosphaerellales; Mycosphaerellaceae. Bases 345 to 2957 code for a protein of 870 amino acids. The record is from RefSeq and is a predicted model, not a curated record. Gene Ontology annotation, molecular function: transmembrane transporter activity.
UGUGGACGACAAGACGGUGCCAACUCUACUGUCUUUUCUUGGUUGCUCUCGAUUUUGAAUCUUUCUUCGGUACCUUUCCUCUGGGAAUUGCUCGUCACCGCUCUCCGACUUGACCUCCUCUCUGUCUGAAUCGCAACCUACGGGCAAGACCGACUCGAAGCCAUCUCCAGGACGUCGCGCAUAUCUGUACCGACGAAUAGAGUGAUGUAAACGAUGCCCGAGGACGAUAUCGAUCGAAAAGUGGCAAAGAAGGAAUUCGGAUAGGACGCAACGCGCAACACAUCAAAAGAGAUAUCAUCACUGCCAGAGAAUGGGCUGGUAUAGUGGGGAAGGGGACAGACAAGAUGGGAGACACAUACAAUGACCAUGGCACCUUACAUGGCCGAAGUGAGACGACCCUCGCAGUCACCAUUGCCAUGCUGGUGUUGUGCACAAUCUUUGUGGCGUUGCGCAUGCUAUCGCGCGUCGCUCUGAUUAAAAAAGUCUCCGUCGACGACUACUUCAUGCUGCUCGCAUGGGUCAUCACAGUGGGCUUGUGUGCGUCCAUCUGCAUAGGAACCCGAUACGGCCUCGGACGGCACGAAAGGCAAAUUCCAGCCUCAUGGCAACCAGCUCUGCGAAAGUCGGGCUACGCAUUUUCCGUCAUGUAUCAGCCGGCGCUCAUGGCGACAAAGACCUCGAUCCUGGCCUUCUAUCUGACCUUUUCUGGCGCCGAAAGAUUGUUCAGAUGGGCAUGCUACACUGUCCUCUUCGUUGUCAACGCGGGUGGCUUGGCAUUGACCUUGGUCACAGUUUUGCAAUGCGAUCCUGUGUCAGCAGCAUUUUAUGCGGUCCCGCCACCUCAGGCGCAAUGUACCGACAUACUGACGAUAUAUCUGAGCUCAAUCCCGCUCAACAUCAUCACCGAUCUGGCAAUCUUAUUCUUACCAAUGCCUAUCCUGACAGCCAUGCGAUUACCGAAGAAGCAAAAGCUGAUUCUGGUCGUCACCUUCAGCUUCGGUAUAUUCGUUGCGGCAGUCGAUGUCUUGCGCAUACAUUAUCUGCAAUCCGCAGCUACAAUGCGACUGAGCGAGAUAGCGAACAUGGAAUCGAUGACAUCCUCUCGGAACUCCAUCACCACUGAUUCGAGCUUUUAUCUCGCCUUUUCCUUCAUGUGGAGCGCAAUCGAAUGCACAGUCGGCAUCAUGUGCGCAUGCGUACCAGGACUCAAGCCGCUUGUUGCUCGCUUCAUGCCGAGCAUGCUGAGGAGUCCCGACGACGAAGUUUCCAGGUUCGGCUCGUUCUCGAUAUUAGACGCAGACGCGCAGACAGCAUCGUCACAAGUACCAGAUAUUCCGCCAGACGUGCACUAUCACGACUUUGGAAGAUCGGCUCAUCCCAACGAGGUAGAGGAGGGGCAGCGUGCGGUCGGGAUCAUGGACUUUCUCACGACACCAGAUAUGAACGGAUUCCACUCCAUUGAGCGAUCAACAACGGCUCUGACGAACACGUCCCGUCACACUGCGCCACGUUCGCCUACUUUCUUCGACUUUGUCGUCAUGAAGCAAAAGAAAUCUCUGGUGCAUAUGACUACCAAGGAAUCCAUCUACCCGUUGGCCAUUGUCACCGUGCUCUUCUUCAUUUGGGGGUUCGAAUACGGCCUGGUGGAGGUUCUCAAUCGCCAGUUCCAAAGCGUGGCCAACGUCACUACUGCUCAGGCAGUCGGCAUUCGCAGUGCAUUCUAUUGUGGCUAUCUGGUGGGUCCGAUCACAGUUGGUCGCUGGACACUCAAGCAUUGGGGCUUCAAGGCUUGCUUCCCGCUCGGCUUGAGUAUCUACGGCUGCGGCUGCUUGAUCUUCUGGCCAGCUGCUGUCCUCACAUCGUGGCCGACCUUUCUCGUCACCAAUUUCAUCGUUGCGUUCGGACUGUCGCUCCUGGAAGUGUCGGCCAAUCCAUUCAUCCUGUUGUGCGGUCCUGCUCAGUAUGCUGAGAUCAGAUUGAACCUCAGUCAAGCAGUGCAAGCAGUCGGUGGCAUCGUCGCACCUCUCAUCGCAUCAAAAGCUUUCUACCACACGACUGCCAAUGCACCAACUCUCAUCAACACGCAGUGGGCAUACCUGGGCAUCUCGCUCUCCACCUUCGCCUUGGCGGUAGUCUACUUCUACGUGCCUCUACCAGAAGCCACAGAUGCCGAGCUUGAGGACUCCGUCGAGAGGCUGGACGGCGCAAAUAAAGCGAAGUUUGGCGAAGUUCAUGCCAUCUGGUACAUCCUCGGACUGGGGGUCUUCAGCCAAUUCUGUUAUGUAGGUGCUCAGGAAGUCAUCGGAACCAGUUUUGUGUCGUAUCUCCACACCGUGGCGCCUGAACUGGAUACAACAAACUUUUUCGCAAUCGCGCACACGGCCUUUGCAGUAUCCCGAUUCCUAGCUGCUGGCGCAGGCUUCUGGAUCAGUCCACGCGUGCUGCUGUUGAUGUUCUAUUCUGGCACCAUCAUCUUCAGCGCGCUCUGUACGCAUUUCACAGGCCGCACUGGCGUUGCCAUGAUGAUCAUGGUCUUCUUCUGCGAAGGGCCACUGUUCAGCUUGAUCUUCGGCCAAGCACUUCGUGGACAAGGCAGACACUCCAAGUUUGCCAGCGUCCUUGUGACAGCCGCAAUUGGCGGCGGCGCCAUUUUCUCGCCAAUCUCGUCUGCGCUAGUGGCACAUGGCCGUAGCGUUCCUUACAGCCUGGUCGUCGCCGUGGCCGCCUUCUCCGGUGGAAUCGUUUUCGCAUUCGGACUGAACCUUUCUCGUACAGUACGACUGGUAGUGGACCCGCUCAAGGAGCAUUCAGGCUCAUUGUUCGGCUCUGAUGACCGACCAGGCUCACACAGCAGUCGGGCGAGUCGUGCCUUUAGCCUUUUGAGCAUUGCGAAGCACAAGAGAAACUCUGGGUGUGUUGAGUACCGAGAGCGAAAAGGAAGCGCACCCACAGGUUGAUGAAAGGCCUGCUGGACCAUAAUGAUUCGCAUGAGAAAUGAAAUGAGAUUAUCAUGCAUGGUUGACAUCGCUCCGGCUAGCGUAUGGCACAGCAUGUCUGUUAUAUAUAUGUCCUUUAGCGUCUGGCGUCCUGGUGUUGAUGACUACGGUCGUCCAUGGGGAAUGGGGGAUUAUGUUUCGUGCUGCCUUGACAGCAUCCGGCAUCAGUGUGUACAUAUCUUUCACAUAUGGAGGACACUUCUGCAAUUCAGGCGAAGUGAUUUU